AUGGCCGCCACGCAAGAUCUCCCACCCGCAAUCCUCACCCUCCCAAAAGCAACAAUAAGACCCUACCACAAAACCGACGCAGCCGCCCUCUCUACCGCAGCAAACUCACCCUCCGUAUCGCGCUUCCUCCGCGACUCCUUCCCCCGCCCCUACACCAUCGCUGACGCAGAGUCCUGGAUCGCGUUGAACUCCAGCGACGGCGGCGCGCCGGUGUAUAACUGGGUCAUCGCAUGUCCAGAGACUGGUAGGCCCAUGGGUAGCAUCGGACUUGUGCCUGGGAAGGAUGUUUAUGCGAGGGGGUAUGAGCUCGGGUAUUGGCUUGGGGAGGGGGAUUGGGGAAAGGGAGUUAUGGGGUGUGUUGUGCCUGCAUUUGCGAGGUGGGUUUUUGAGGGGAUGGAUGGGGGGGAGGAAGAGGAUGGGAAUGGGAGGAGGAAGGUUGAGAGGGUUUGGGCGGGUGUUUUUGAGGCGAAUAAGGGGAGUCAGAAGGUUUUGGAGAAGAGCGGGUUUGUGUUUGAAGGGAGAGCGAGGAGGGCUGUUGUUCGGGAUGGGGUUGUUAUGGAUGAGCUUUUGUAUUCUGUUAUCAGGGACGACUUGGCAAAGUGA
Colletotrichum godetiae is the source of this 603-nucleotide messenger RNA. Its product is annotated as acetyltransferase. The record is from RefSeq and is a predicted model, not a curated record. The transcript has a single exon. Lineage: Eukaryota; Fungi; Ascomycota; Sordariomycetes; Glomerellales; Glomerellaceae. Gene Ontology annotation, molecular function: acyltransferase activity, transferring groups other than amino-acyl groups. The coding region runs from base 1 to 603 and encodes 200 amino acids.